AUGUCCAUUGUCUUCAUCGUCUUGUUCCCCCUCGGCGCCAUUUCCAUGCACUUGCCACUCCGCGGCGUCCGCGUCACCACGCGAAUCCACGCCCCGAUCCAGAUCCUCGGCCUUGCGAUGAUGAUCGGCGCCAUGGGACUGGGAAUCGACAUCGCAGACGUGGAUCUGAAUUUCUUCGCAAGGGACACGAGCACGAAGGCACAUGUCGUGAUCGGCCUCCUCACGUGCUCUGUGCUGAUCUUGUUCCAGCCGGCGCUGGGGCUAUUGCAGCACUUGCACUUCCGGCGCACGGGGAAGAAGAGCAUCUUCGCGUAUCUCCAUCGGUGGACCGGCCGUGUUGCGAUAUGUCUGGGGUGGAUCAACUCAGGGCUGGGAUUCCAGCUUGUGCCCAUCUCCCUGGUUUCCACCGGGUCGCUGGUGAGGAAUUUCGUGCUCAUGGGCGUGUUGGGAGCCGUGUGGUUCCUCUUGGUCGGGUGGGACGGGUACCGACAUCACUGGGCGAAGAAGGAUAAGCUGGGGGCGUAUCGCGUUGGAUGGGACAAGGGGGUCGUGUUGAGGAGGCAGCACGCGGUCGAAGAUGGGACCAAGGACGACGUGAAAUUGGAGUCCAGUCAUUCUGGAGAUCAGGGCACCACUGCUGGAGAGCAGCACUUGUAG
Molecule: messenger RNA, 657 nt
Organism: Cladophialophora carrionii CBS 160.54
Lineage: Eukaryota; Fungi; Ascomycota; Eurotiomycetes; Chaetothyriales; Herpotrichiellaceae
Exons: 1
Coding region: 1-657 (218 amino acids)
Source: RefSeq, a predicted model, not a curated record